AUGGAUGUAUUACCUUCUAACAACAAUGGAACGAAUAGCAAUACUGAAUUGUAUACGAUAUUGAAAACAGAGCUAGAUAAGUUAUGUCUGUUGAAAUUUAAUAGCAAUGAGUUUCCUAAUAGUGAUCCAGCAAAGGCUACUAUACCGAAUAAUAUAAGUAUAUCAUUGAUCUUUAAGGAGCUCCCUUCGAGAGAGGAUUAUCCAGACUAUUAUAAUAUAAUUAGAAAUCCAAUGUCAUUGGAUAUGAUAUACAAGAGGUUGGAGAACUCCCAAUAUGAUUCUAUCUAUAAAUUACAAUCUUUUGUCGAUGAUAUUGCUCAGAUCUCGAAAAAUGCUAGAUAUUUUUACAACAUGACUACUAUUAUCCACAAAUUUGCAAAUCUGCUGGAUAAUUACCUGAAGGCGAUAUUGAUACCGUUUUUGAAUAAUAAAUUUAAUAUGAACCUAUCUAUUCAAAAUGAUCAAAAUGACCAACAAGAGCAAAACGUAAAUGCCCUGAACGUUAUUAGUAAUUCAAAUCUUUAUGAACAACAGGUUGCAGUGACUCAGCAAAGAAUACAACUUUCACCGAGUCCACCUAUUCAACAACAGUUUCAAUCACAGUAUCUAAAACAUACACAUAAUAACCAGCAAAGAAAGCAUAUUAGAAGAGGCAGACCUCCAAUAAUAGACUUCCCAUAUGUUCAGCGAAUUAAGAAUGUGUUCAAGAUGUUGAAAAAAGAAAUAGAUCAAGCAGGUGAAUCAUUGACAUCCACUUUCGAAAAGUUACCAGUUUCUAUAGAGGAAUAUAAACAAAUUAUAGACAAUCCAAUGACUCUAGAAGACGUAAGAAAAAAUGUAAGAGGAAGAAAAUAUAAAGAUUUUAUGACAUUCAAGAAAGAUAUGGAUUUGAUGUUGAGCAACUAUCAAACCUAUAACUUAUAUAAAGACCAUAAACAAAAUUUGAAAAGAUAUGAAAUACUUUUUUCAAAAUUUAAUUUGUAUUGCGAAGUUGAAUUAAAUAAACCUGACAAAGACUUUAUUCCCGAAAGUGGUGACUUAAGAUAUCCUUUAAAUGAAGUUAAAUGGGGUAAUGUAUUAUAUUCAAUUGGUGAUUGGGUUCUAUUGAAAAAUCCUAACGAUGAAGCAAAACCAAUUGUAGGCCAAAUUUUCAAAAUGUGGAAUACAACCGAUGGAAAGAUUUGGUUAAAUGUGUGUUGGUAUUUUAGACCUGAACAAACUGUGCACAGAUAUGAUAGACUGUUUUAUAAAAAUGAAGUUGUAAAAUCUGGCCAAUAUAGAGACCACACAUUUACAAGCGUUCUUGGAAAAUGCUAUGUUGUACAUUUUACAAGAUUUCAAAGAGGUGAUCCAGCUAACAUAAAAAAUCUCGACAUUCCAUUAUUUAUAUGUGAAUAUCGUUAUAAUGAAAAUGAUAAAAAUUUUAAUAAAAUUAGAACUUGGAGAGCUUGUAUGCCCGAGGAAAUUCGUGACCAGGAAGAGGUGACAAUUCCGGUACCGGGAAGAAAAUUUUUUAAAUAUCUGUCUCCUUUGGCACAUUUAUUAUCACCAACUGCAACUUUUACUGAUCCAAUCCCAGAAGCUACUGCUGGUGCACAUAAUGGACCUCCUGCUAUCGGUGCUGUUUAUAUAAGACCAGUUCUAGAAAAAGAUGACCUUGGUGAAUAUUCGACAUCACCAGAUUGUCCUCGUUAUAUUAUUAGGCCGAACGAUCCUCAACCAGAAGGGAUAAUAGAUUUUAAAAAUGGUAUUAUCGUAACGAAAGAAUCUUCAUCUCAUACUGUACGGAGAAGCAGCAGCUGUGGCAGUACAUCUGGUGGGCAUGUACAUGCGAGAAAACCAAAACCAGAAACCCCUAAAAUCAAUAUUAAUGACUUGAAUAUGAAAUCAAUGGUUUCAACAAUGCAUAAUAAUAAUGAUUCAUUUGUGAGUAAACCAAAUAUAAUUAUUAAUAAAUCAACGUAUAACCAGGUUACCAAUGAGCACACAUACUUGAUGAACCGUAAAGUUAUGCCUAAAAAGGCUAUAAUCUUUAAUAAUAAAAUACCAAUUGUAACUAAUAAAAUUAUACAAACCAAUACUACAACUAAGGUAAAAAAACCAAGCACUGUAUCAUAUUCAAGACAUGUGCUAGAAAAGGUAACAACCGAAACACAAGUCAAAAAUAUGAAAAGAUACCAGGAAAAAGCUACCAAUACACGUAGACGAGAUUACAACUUAUCUUCAAUUGUAUCCAAUUUAACAAAUAAAGCAUCGAAAAGUUCUUUAGGUAAAAUUAUUAUAGAGACACCAAAUAGUUACGUUCUGUCGAUUCCGUUGAAUUCCAAAUUUAAUACUUUACAGAAGUGUGAAAAGAGAAAUAAAUCUGAAAAAACUCCACAUAAUAUUUCUGUAAACAAUAAUCCAUACAUUGCAGAUGUGUUAUGGUUCAAAGGACCUGGUAUCAAUGUAAGUGCUAGAAUGGUUAACAGUGGUGUGAAUCUAUCAUCAAUAGCACUGAAUACAUGGAAAAAACGUAGACGUGUCCACUUCGAUGAAGUUGAAGAAAGUAUUGAAGUGGCAGAUGAUGAUGCCGUAUUCGAUUCAGAUGAUGAAAGGGUUGCUGAACCAGAUGACGUCCAAGAAAUGCCGGAUAUGGGGUUAAAACCUUCUGCAAGUUAUAUAGCAUACAGAAUGAGACAAUCAAAAUAG
Tetrapisispora phaffii CBS 4417 is the source of this 2691-nucleotide messenger RNA. RefSeq lists its product as uncharacterized. The transcript has a single exon. Gene Ontology annotation, molecular function: chromatin binding; protein binding. NCBI's taxonomy places the organism in Eukaryota, Fungi, Ascomycota, Saccharomycetes, Saccharomycetales, Saccharomycetaceae. Gene Ontology annotation, cellular component: RSC-type complex. The coding region runs from base 1 to 2691 and encodes 896 amino acids. The record is from RefSeq and is a predicted model, not a curated record. Gene Ontology annotation, biological process: chromatin remodeling.